Nymphalis io (European peacock) is the source of this 1666-nucleotide messenger RNA. It is a transcript of the gene Vps4, whose product is annotated as vacuolar protein sorting-associated protein 4. The record is from RefSeq and is a predicted model, not a curated record. NCBI's taxonomy places the organism in Eukaryota, Metazoa, Arthropoda, Insecta, Lepidoptera, Nymphalidae. Gene Ontology annotation, biological process: endosomal transport; vacuole organization. Bases 151 to 1473 code for a protein of 440 amino acids. The transcript is spliced from 2 exons. Gene Ontology annotation, molecular function: ATP hydrolysis activity; ATP binding.
UUGUCAUAGAUGGUUUUGUAAAAAACAUAGGUUGAAUGAGUAAACUUAAAGUAUAGUUUGUAUUUAAAUAUAAUUUAGAUUGAGAAAAAAUCUAUUGUUGUUAACUAAUUUAACUCUUUAUUGUUCUCUUGAAUGGUUUAAAGCGCAAGAAUGGCUUCAUCUAACACCUUACAAAAAGCAAUUGAUCUUGUAACGAAAGCCACUGAAGAGGACAAAAAUAAAAAUUAUGAAGAAGCCUUACGACUGUAUGAACAUGGAGUAGAAUAUUUUCUGCAUGCUGUGAAAUAUGAGGCACAGGGUGAACGAGCUAAAGAGAGUAUAAGAGCUAAGUGCUUACAAUAUUUGGACAGAGCAGAAAAGCUCAAGGAAUAUCUUAAAAAAGAUCGUAAAAAAAAACCUGUGAAAGAUGGUGAAUCAAAUUCCAAAAGUGAAGAUAAAAAAAGUGACAGUGACAGUGAUUCUGAUGACCCAGAAAAGAAAAAAUUACAAGGAAAACUAGAGGGAGCUAUUGUUGUAGAGAAACCACAUGUUAAGUGGAGCGAUGUGGCUGGGCUAGAGGCUGCUAAAGAAGCUUUAAAGGAAGCUGUCAUAUUGCCUAUCAAAUUUCCACAUCUAUUCACAGGUAAACGAAUUCCAUGGAAGGGAAUCCUCUUAUUUGGCCCUCCUGGUACUGGUAAGUCAUAUUUAGCAAAAGCUGUGGCUACAGAAGCUAACAACUCAACAUUCUUUUCUGUGUCAUCCUCUGAUCUUGUUUCCAAAUGGCUUGGUGAAUCAGAAAAACUUGUGAAAAACCUGUUUGAAUUGGCUCGCCAGCACAAGCCAAGCAUCAUAUUUAUUGAUGAGAUUGAUUCCUUGUGCUCAUCUCGUUCUGAUAAUGAAUCUGAAUCGGCUAGAAGGAUUAAGACAGAAUUUCUUGUGCAAAUGCAAGGUGUAGGAAAUGAUAUGGAUGGUAUUUUAGUUCUUGGAGCUACAAACAUACCAUGGGUCCUUGAUGCAGCUAUUAGGAGACGUUUCGAGAAGCGUAUUUACAUAGCAUUGCCAGAAGAGCAUGCUCGUUUGGACAUGUUUAAAUUACAUCUUGGAAAUACAAGACAUCAGUUAACUGAACAAGAUAUGAAAGUGUUAGCAACAAAGACUGAUGGAUACUCUGGAGCUGAUAUAAGUAUUGUUGUUCGUGAUGCAUUGAUGCAACCUGUCCGAAAAGUACAGUCUGCAACACAUUUCAAGAAAGUCUCUGGACCUAGUCCCACUGACCCCAAUUUAAUAGUUAAUGAUCUUCUGACGCCAUGUUCUCCGGGAGAUCCUGGAGCAAUGGAAAUGACCUGGAUGGAUGUACCAAGUGACAAACUUGGAGAACCACCAGUUACUAUGUCAGAUAUGCUACGGUCUCUAGCUACAUCAAAACCAACAGUUAAUGAUGAUGACAUGAUAAAAUUGAAGAAAUUCAUGGAAGAUUUUGGUCAAGAAGGUUAACUUCGCAUCUCAUAUUUACCUAUUUCUAGUGUUAAGCAGAUUAUAAAGCACAGUGCCUAUAUUUUUGCGAGAGCUUUUUACAAUAACUAUGAUUUUAGUUCUUUCAUUACAAUAAUUGUGUUAUUAACAUUUACUUGCUUCUAAAAUAUUGAUAGUGAAAUAAGCACUAUGUUAAUUAAUUAGAAUAUUGGUA